Messenger RNA from Pundamilia nyererei, 1598 nucleotides. RefSeq names its product ribose-phosphate pyrophosphokinase 2. Gene Ontology annotation, cellular component: cytoplasm; ribose phosphate diphosphokinase complex. The record is from RefSeq and is a predicted model, not a curated record. Lineage: Eukaryota; Metazoa; Chordata; Actinopteri; Cichliformes; Cichlidae. Gene Ontology annotation, biological process: 5-phosphoribose 1-diphosphate biosynthetic process; purine nucleotide biosynthetic process. The transcript is spliced from 7 exons. Gene Ontology annotation, molecular function: magnesium ion binding; ATP binding; ribose phosphate diphosphokinase activity. Bases 222 to 1178 code for a protein of 318 amino acids.
CAAUGAGGGGCAGGCACUUCCCCUCACCGUGCAAACGCUGAGCUCGUAUUUCCUCUCCGCCGACGGUCCCAGCAGCGGUGCGAUGCUCACUCUGCAACCUUAAGCUUCAUUUCUUCCCCCUUCUCUUCCCCCCAAGCGCCCUUAAAGCGGGGACACCUCGUGUCUUUUAUACCUUUCUUCAUUUUUCUUUUUCUCGAACAAGCAGCUCCAGGUUUUUGGACAUGCCUAACAUCGUGCUUUUUAGCGGGAGCUCCCACCACGACCUGUCCCAGAAAGUGGCGGAUCGGCUGGGACUGGAGCUGGGGAAAGUGAUAACGAAGAAAUUCAGCAACCAGGAGACAUGUGUGGAAAUUGGGGAAAGUGUGCGUGGUGAAGACGUGUACAUCAUUCAGAGCGGCUGUGGGGAAAUUAACGACAACCUAAUGGAACUGCUAAUCAUGAUAAACGCCUGCAAGAUCGCCUCGUCAUCCCGUGUCACUGCCGUCAUCCCCUGCUUCCCCUACGCCCGACAGGACAAGAAGGACAAGAGCCGAGCACCCAUAUCAGCCAAACUGGUGGCUAACAUGUUGUCGGUGGCUGGUGCGGACCACAUCAUCACCAUGGACCUCCACGCGUCACAGAUCCAGGGCUUCUUCGACAUUGCUGUGGACAACCUGUACGCCGAGCCCGCCGUCCUGCAGUGGAUCAAAGAACACAUUCCUGAGUGGAAGAACUGUAUCAUCGUGUCUCCAGAUGCAGGAGGAGCCAAACGCGUGACGUCCAUCGCGGACCGUCUGAAUGUGGACUUCGCUCUCAUCCACAAAGAGAGGAAGAAGGCCAACGAGGUGGACCGCAUGGUGCUGGUCGGUGACGUCAAGGACCGCGUGGCCAUCCUGGUGGACGACAUGGCCGACACCUGCGGGACCAUCUGCCACGCUGCCGACAAGCUAAUCGAUGCUGGAGCUGUGAAGGUCUACGCCAUCCUCACGCACGGCAUAUUCUCAGGGCCGGCCAUAUCUCGCAUCAACAGCGCCCCGUUCGAGGCUGUGGUGGUGACCAACACCAUCCCGCAGGAGGAGAAGAUGAAGGCCUGCCCGAAAAUACAGGUCAUCGACAUCUCCAUGAUCCUGGCGGAGGCCAUCAGGAGAACCCACAACGGCGAGUCGGUGUCCUACCUCUUCAGCCACGUACCCUUGUAGAGAACAGGAGCUCGUCAGGCCACGGGGCCAACGCUUUCGGGCACACCUCCUCCAGUUAAGGCUGAAAACAAAAGAGGCCUGAUGGCUUUCAGCCAAAAGCCCAUGUGACUGUUUAAAGGUCACGCCCACAUUGCCCUUUACAUCUCACCCAGCAGACAGAGAAAUAUCACUUCCUCCUCCGAAGACCAACUUUGUAUUUAUGAGCUUUCUUAGUUUUUUGUGCCCCCCUCUCUCUGUUUCAGUAUUGCUAACCUUGAGCCCAGCACUCAUUGGCCUCCACUUUAACCAAAGGGUCCAUUAUGUAACACCGUGUAUUAUUUGUACCUCACUUUAAAUGAAGCUUUCCACUGUGUCGUGGGUCAGCGGUGUUUCUGGCCCUUUAUGCUUCACAAAGUAAUAAAACAUGAAAAUGUAUCCGCG